AUGAACAACUUCCUAGCUGGUGUUGAUUGGAAUACUUCGCUUGCCUGUGACGAUGCUAACUCCGCAGCUUCGACGGCGUGUAAUUUUUUGCUUUACGCCAUUGACCAGUUUGUGCCUAAAAAACGCCACCGUAAACCAGCUAAUCCAAUCUGGUCCAAUUCAGUUUGGAAACACAUGAAGAAAAUAAAAAGAGCGUCCCUGAGGGAAUUCAGUAAACAUCAAACCGUUGCUGCGAAAGCUGAAUACUUACGCGCCAACGCCGCUUACAAGCGCCUCAAUGCCACUUUAUAUAAAAACUACCAGUGUGAUCUGCAGAAUCAUCUCAAAUCGAAACCCAGACAGUUCUGGAGCUAUGUAAACAAACAACGCAAAGAAUCUGGUUUGCCGUCUAACAUGACUAAUGGAACCAUUGAAGUGGACACUGUCGAAGAUAUUGCCGACUUGUUUCGCACCCAAUUCUGCAGUGUAUUCUCUGAGGAAAAUCUAAAUGCUCAGGAUGUCGCAAAUGCCACGAGUAGUAUAGAGACUAUGCGAUUAUUCGGCUCUUCGUUCACUAUUAAUAGAGACAUGGUGAUUGAAGCCGUGAAUCAAUUGAAAACGUCAAUAGGAUCUGGCCCUGACGGUAUUCCCUCGUUAAUCCUCAAACGAUGUUUGAAUUUUCUUGCUGCCCCUUUGGCCAUGGUUUUCAACCUAUCCUUAACGACGGGCGUUUUCCCCGAAUGCUGGAAAAAUUCAUUUAUCUUCCCCAUUCACAAAAAGGGAUGUAAGCGGACUGUCACUAACUAUCGUGGAAUUGCAUCGCUAAGUUCUGUCUUAAAGCUUUUUGAAAUAGUUAUUCUUGAAAAACUAACUCAUGACUGUUCGCACAUCAUUUCUCUGGACCAGCAUGGGUUUAUGCCGAAGCGCUCGACAACAACAAAUCUGAUUACUUUCACUUCGUUUAUUACUCGAGAAAUUCGACGCGGUCAUCAAGUAGACGCUAUUAAUACCGACCUCUCUGCUGCAUUCGACAAGGUAAACCACGAGAUUGCUUUGCCAAAUACGACAAAAUAG
Wyeomyia smithii (pitcher-plant mosquito) is the source of this 1053-nucleotide messenger RNA. RefSeq lists its product as uncharacterized. The coding region runs from base 1 to 1053 and encodes 350 amino acids. NCBI's taxonomy places the organism in Eukaryota, Metazoa, Arthropoda, Insecta, Diptera, Culicidae. The transcript has a single exon. The record is from RefSeq and is a predicted model, not a curated record.